Molecule: messenger RNA, 921 nt
Organism: Acanthosepion pharaonis
Lineage: Eukaryota; Metazoa; Mollusca; Cephalopoda; Sepiida; Sepiidae
Source: the annotation of a GenBank genome assembly
AUGGGUGUUAUUCCUGUUGCUACUAUUGUUAUUAUUCCCCUAUCUAUCUAUCUAUCUAUCUAUCUAUCUACAAACAGUUUUUCGCUACCGAAGAACACUCUCCAGAGCGCCCCUUGCUACCUCGAACUGGAUUUCUUAUACGUGAUGGAUAUCACAAUUAAGGGAUGCGUGGGGUUCAUUUGCAACGUUAAUUUCGACAACACAGGCUGGAGGCAGGCGAAGCUCCCUUUGAGUUUCAGAGGCCUGGGCCUUCGAUCAGCGGCAGAAUUGGUCCUUCCACCAUAUCUUUCUUCACUUUCUUCCAAUGUUCUUUCUUUCUUUCUUUCUUUCUUUCUUUUUUUCUUUCUUUCUUUCUUUCUUUUAAUCUCUGCACAGUUUAAACUGCAGCAUACGUCACUUCCGCCUCCGCUACAAGAGAGCAGAUGUAACGUUUGUUCCGAGUCGCACCUCCUCACAGACUGCUAUUUGCACCAAUCGAAGCCAACUUUGGUAAGUGUUUUUUCUUUAGUCUAUGCCCUCGGGCAUUUCUUCCUUUUUUUCGCAGAACAUUUUCUUUUUAUUACCAGACAAUUAUUUCAGCUUUUAGUUUCUUUUUCCUUUCCUACGCUGGAAAUAGCUGGCGCUGAGUACACUUCUACAUCCACACUGUCUAUCUAUCUAUCUAUCUAUCUAUCUAUCUAUCUAUCUAUCUAUCUAUCUAUCUAUCUUCAACUAUUCUUGCUAAACUUCAACCAGCAGACCAAAAUUUAUCUUCUAUCUAUCUAUCUAUCUAUUAUCUAUCUAUCUAUCAUCUAUCUAUCAUCUAUCAAGAACCAAACUGCUAUUAAUAAGAGCCAGAUCAGACCAAAAUUGAUCUAUCUAUCUAUCUAUCUAUCUAUCUAUCUAUCUAUCUAUCUAUCUAUCAUUUCAAAUUAUAGAUAG